Messenger RNA from Sinocyclocheilus rhinocerous, 758 nucleotides. Its product is annotated as major histocompatibility complex class I-related gene protein-like. Bases 1 to 669 code for a protein of 222 amino acids. Gene Ontology annotation, biological process: immune response. The record is from RefSeq and is a predicted model, not a curated record. The transcript is spliced from 2 exons. Gene Ontology annotation, cellular component: external side of plasma membrane. Lineage: Eukaryota; Metazoa; Chordata; Actinopteri; Cypriniformes; Cyprinidae.
AUGAAUAGUUUUUUUUUGUCAAAAAUUUGGAACUUUCUGAUUGACUGGUGUUACAUUGGUCUCUCUUCCUCAGGUGUGCACACAUACCAGCUGAUGUACGGCUGUGAGUGGGAUGAUCAGACUAGAGCAACAGAUGCCUUCAAUCAGUUUGGAUAUGAUGGAGAGGACUUUGUGUCUCUGGAUUGGAAAGAGCAGAGAUACAUAUCUUCAGUGCAGCAAGGAUUCUCCUCCAUACAGAAGUGGAACCAUGACAGAGGCUUGAUUGAGAAUAACAAACAGUACUUCAAAACUCAGUGCAUUGAGUGGCUGCAGAAGUAUCUGCAGUAUGGAAAGAGCAUGAAGAAAACAGUCUCUCCUCAGGUGUCUUUGCUGCACAAGGAUCCUUCCUCUCCAGUCAUGUGUCAUGCUACAGGUUUUUACCCCAGUGGAGUAACAAUCACCUGGAUGAGAAAUGACCAGGAGCAUCUUGAGGAUGUGGAUCUGGGUGAACUUCUUCCCAAUGAAGAUGGAACCUUUCAGAAGAUGAGCACCAUCAGAGUUACACCUGAUGAGUGGAAGAAGAAUGUGUAUGAAUGUGUGGUGGAACACCAGGGCAAAACCAUCAGAAAGACAGCAGAUGAGAUCAUAACUAUCUCUGGUAUUGCCACCCACACACUAUACAGCUUUUAAAAUGGCUGUCCUUUUCACACUACACAAAUGUCUAUAAAAAAUGGGGUGUCUUGAAGUUGCUGUAAAUAGAACAUUACAUGAGGGAUCGG